CCAAGUCCCACCAAAACGAUCAAUUUGAGCCCCGAGCCAUCUUCCUUCAUACCUUUUGCUUUCUUCUCACAUGUCACCACCAAAAUUAUCAACCAAAAAAGUCUAACCUCACCACCAUUUUUCUACUCAACAACUCAAAUUUGCAGACUUUUCUUCACUUACAUCAGUAGAAUAUCAACAAUUUCUCAAUCGUAUUGCGAGUGUUGAAGCCAGCCAUUGUAAAAGAAUCACAACAGUAAGAGUUUUUUCUUCUUUGAUCCGGAUCUCAGAAGUAUGAGAUCGAAAAGGUUUGAUUUGGGAAUUGUGGAUUGAAAUGCAGUCAAAUUCUUCUCCGCCUUUUCCUUUGAUUCCACUUGUUCUCUUCAAUGGCGGUCAAUUGAGCGAAGGUGGGUUUGAAUUAUCUAGGUUUUUGUUUUUGGGGUCUUUGCUCUUCUCUCAAGGAGGCGACGACGGUAUGGACUUGUCUAAAGUUGGAGAGAAGAUUUUGAGUUCCGUUCGUUCUGCUAGAUCUCUUGGUCUUCUCCCUUCUUCUUCUGAUCGUCCGGAGGUUCCUGAACGAGCUGCAGCUGCUGCUGCACUUGCACGUGUUCUAGCUGGACUACCUCCUCAUCAGAGAUACACUCUUUCAUCAAGCUCGGAAGAACUGAGCUCAAUAUAUGGGAGCAAACCUCCUGAUCAAGUUGUUGAGGAGCUGGAGGAAGAAUUCUAUGAAGAGGAAUUUGAUCCUGUCGGACAUAUUCUGGAGCAUAUGCCAUCUGAAGAGAGUGAAUUAGCUUACUUGGAAGAUCAGGCCACUCUUAGAUUAUCACAGCUGGACAGAAUUUCUGAGCGCUUGUCUCGGCAUGUUAUGGAGCAUCAUGAAGUAAUGGUGAAGGGAAUGGAUCUUGUGAGACAACUAGAAAGAGACUUGAAGAUUGCGAAUGUCAUUUGCAUGAAUGGUCGCCGGUAUUUAACCUCUUCAAGGAAUGAGGUUUCAAGGGAUCUCAUUGUCUCCAACAAUUCUAAAAGAAAACAAGCACUCUUGGAUGUUCUUCCUGUCCUGACUGAGCUACGCCAUGCACUAGACAUGCAAUCAACACUUGAAACUCUUGUCGAGGAAGGAAGAUUCUCAAAGGCAUUCCAAGUACUAUCUGAAUAUUUACAACUUUUGGAUACACUGUCAGAGCUUUCUGCCGCACAAGAGAUGAGCCGUGGUGUUGAGGUUUGGUUAGGGAAAACUCUUCAAAAGCUGGAUUCACUUCUAUUAGGAGUGUGCCAGGAUUUCAAGGAGGAGAACUAUGUAACUGUAGUUGAUGCUUAUGCACUAAUUGGAGAUGUCGCUGGCCUUGCUGAGAAGAUACAAAGUUUCUUUAUGCAGGAGGUUCUAUCUGAAACCCACUCAGCGCUGAAGACUACUGUACAAGAGGAUCUGGAUAACAACAAUGUGAACAGUUCUAGGCUCACGUAUAGUGAUCUGUGCACUCAGAUACCUGAAUCCAAGUUCAGGCAAUGCUUGCUAGCAACAUUAGCUGUACUUUUUAGGUUGAUGUGUUCAUAUCAUGCAAUACAGAGCUUCCAGCCCGAGGAUAAGGAAGAUAUUUCGUCACCAAGCACAGAGAGAGCGCCAACUUUAGCAUCUGUUGAAGACCCACCAACUACUUCUGUUGCUUCAUCCGACACUGCCAUGCACGGUUCAUCCAACAUAAAUUAUAGGGUUGAAGAGGCAAGGGAUGAUGGAAGUACAGCAUCAAGCAGUGGAUCCCCCUGGUUUCAGCUGAGGAAAGAUGCUACGACCUUUGUUUCACAUACAUUACUUAGAGGUCGAAAGAAUCUUUGGCAACUUACAACAAGUCGUGCAGCUGUCUUGCUUUCUUCACCGGCUAUUCAUUCAGCUAGCAUCCAUCAAUUCUUAACAACUUAUGAAGAUUUAAACAUUUUUGUGCUGGCUGGGGAAGCUUUUUGUGGAAGUGAAGCAGUUGAGUUCAGGCAGAAAGUGAAAUCUGUUUGUGAAAGUUAUUUAGCUGCUUUCCAUCGGCAAAAUAUAUAUGCUCUCAAGAUGGUGCUGGAAAGGGAGCAUUGGCUGAUAUUGCCGCCAGAGACGAUCGAAGUAGUAAGCUUCGCUGGGCUUGUCGGUGAUGGAGCAGCUUUGAUAGUUUCAUCUGAGACCUCUCCGAAUACUCGACUGCUGCAAGAACGCAAGCCUGUACAUCCUAUCCAAACUAAAUCCUCUAAGAGAAAUGGAUUUUCAAGUUGGCUUAAGGGUGGAAAUCCAUUUCUGCCAAAACUAAAUGGUAGUUCCAGGGAAAACUUGGAGUCUUGUUUGCCUAAUGGAUCUGCAAUGCAAGAAAGUGGAAACUCCAAUGAAGAUUCUUUGGAUAAGAGUUCUUUGAGAAACAGUGAUGUAAAUCAUGUCAAUGGGAAUACUACUUUAUCAGAAGAUGAAAAUGAAGAUCUUCAUGCUGAUUUUAUUGAUGAAGAUAGCCAACUACCUAGCCGGAUUUCUAAACCUGGUCAUUCAAAAAGUCGUUCUUCACAUUGGAACAAUGAACAAAUAAAAGAGCAAACAGGAUCAUCACUUAGCCUCCUGAGGUCACUGGAUAAAUAUGCAAGGUUGAUGCAGAAGUUAGAGAUUGUUACUGUUGAGUUUUUUAAGGGAUUUUGCCAAUUGUUUGGGAUCUUCUUUCACUUCGUCUUUGAGACCUUUGGUCACCAAAGUAUUCAUCCAAGUGGAAAGGCUGUGACUGACACGCUGUCGCAUAGACUGAAGACUGCAUUAUUACGAAUAACACACGAUUGUGACCAAUGGAUGAAACCCCAGUCUCAAUCAUUUUCUUCCUCUUCUCCCUCAAGCUCAAGUACAUCAUUUUCUCACAUGGAUGUCACUCCUACCAGCCCACCAAGUUACUUAACUGGUGCAUCCCUGGGACUGAAGGAAAGAUGUGCAGGUGCUGACACUAUAUAUGUUGUUGCUCGGGUAUUACAUAGAUCUAAAGCGCAUCUUCAGUCACUGCUUCAGAAUAAUGCAGCACUGGUUGAGGAUUUCUAUGUGCAUUUGGUGGAUGUUGUACCGGACCUUGUUGAUCAUAUUCAUAGAACAACUGCUAGAUUACUUCUCCACAUAAAUGGGUAUAUUGAUCGGAUUGCCAAUGCUAAAUGGGAGGUGAAAGAGCUUGGAGUAGAGCACAAUGGAUAUGUAGAUCUUUUGCUUGGAGAAUUUAAGCAUUAUAAAACAAGGCUUGCUCAUGGAGGAAUUCGGAAGGAGGUCCAAGACCUCCUCUUAGAAUACGGAGUAGAUAAUGUGGCUGAAAUUCUCGUUGAAGGCCUAUCCCGGGUGAAGAGGUGUACUGAUGAAGGACGAGCUCUUAUGUCAUUAGAUCUUCAGGUAUUGAUAAAUGGCUUGAAGCAUUUCAUUUCUGUAGACGUGAGACCUAAACUACAGAUAGUUGAAACAUUCAUCAAGGCCUACUAUCUUCCAGAAACCGAAUUUGUGCACUGGUCACGUGCUCAUCCGGAAUACAGUAAAAGUCAAAUUGUUGGUCUAAUCAACCUAGUCUCUACAAUGAAAGGCUGGAAGAGGAAAACCAGGUUGGAAGUACUGGAAAAGAUUGAGUGAUUUCAUACUCGAGAUACGAGUAAGGGUAUCAAACGGGCGUGUCAUAUUUCCAUGGGCUAACUUUGGCACCCUUAGCUGUGAGUAUCACACAUGUUCAGUUUUGCGCGAUGAUUUCUUCUUCUUUUUUGUUGUGCAAUUGAUGUAAAUCGGGCUGUCACAUUAUGUCCAGAUUGUUGUAACGCGAUUAUUUGAAGGUUGUAAAUUUAUUCUCAUUUAUGUAACUAAUAACAUUGUCCUCUCCAAGGCAUAUAAAGUGUAACCAUGACUUCUGAUAGUAAGGGACUAUCAUUUCGACCA
Molecule: messenger RNA, 3889 nt
Organism: Solanum lycopersicum (tomato)
Lineage: Eukaryota; Viridiplantae; Streptophyta; Magnoliopsida; Solanales; Solanaceae
Biological process (GO): endocytic recycling; retrograde transport, endosome to Golgi
Cellular component (GO): EARP complex
Molecular function (GO): SNARE binding
Source: RefSeq, a predicted model, not a curated record